Colletotrichum graminicola M1.001 is the source of this 2196-nucleotide messenger RNA. Its product is annotated as ubiquitin family protein. Gene Ontology annotation, molecular function: protein binding. Lineage: Eukaryota; Fungi; Ascomycota; Sordariomycetes; Glomerellales; Glomerellaceae. The transcript is spliced from 2 exons. The coding region runs from base 1 to 2196 and encodes 731 amino acids. Gene Ontology annotation, biological process: endoplasmic reticulum unfolded protein response. The record is from RefSeq and is a predicted model, not a curated record.
AUGGCCUCAGAAGGCUCGUCUUCGACUGCGCACCCUGCGCCAGAGGCUGCUUCUGACCACCUGUCCAUAAACCUGCAGGUGCUGUCACCAUCGACCGCAGCGAACUCUAGCCGGCCCUUGGUGUUUCCUGGCCUUGCCGCCACCACGACGGUCAAGCAGCUCAAGGAAAAAAUCCGCCAAGCUCUUCCGCUGAAACCGAGCGAUUCUCAACAGCGACUGAUCUACCGCGGGCGUGUGCUACAGCCGGAUGGAGAGACUCUCCUUAGCGUCAUCGGUGAGGGAGUCAUCCGCACCACCGACCAGCAGACGAUUCACCUUGUGCUCCGAGAUGUGGCCGAACCCCAACCCUCCACGACCCCGACACCGUCAGUGGCUAGAGGAACAAGCCCGGCGCCACCGAAUGCUCAUUUUCAUCAGACGUUUGGUCAGCCUCACCACACACAUCACCAUGGCAGCCAGCCCACAGCGGCGGCCUUUACGAGACGAACUCCGCUGCAUCCGGCAGCAAACAAUCCCCUCCCAUUCGUCACGCCGUCCCAGAUACCCGCCAACCUGACGCCGCAGCAGCUCCAGCAGAUACAAGCGCAACAGCACCAGAGUAUGGCGGCGUGGAUGAACGGACUGCAACGCGAGGCAAUGAAUAGGGCCAUGGCGAAUCAGCAGAUCAACCAGAACCAAGCCAUGAGAGCCUCGAUGGGCAUGCAUGGUGCCGGCGAUACGGCCGGUGCGGCUCCAAACCCUGCCGAUCCCACGCGUGGACGGGUCAGCCCGCUCAACAAUCCAGACGUACAAACGUACGUAAGGGAGGGCCUGAUGCCGAAUGGCCAGCCGUACCGUGUGACGGUUAAUGAGACCUUCCUCGGCGGAUCGUUGAACGUCCAUCAACCCGGUGGUCAAAGUACCACUACGGCUUUGUCGGCUUUUGAUGUGCAAAACAUCCUCCGAGCUGCCGAUAGCACCCAGGCCACUCUGGCCUUGACAAACGCCAUGCAGAGAAGUGCCUCGAGCACUUCCCUCGCCAACGGCAGUUCUUCCGUGGGCGUUACAACCCCAUACUACCCGACACUCGGUUCGAGAGCCAGCAGCAGACGGCCCACGCCUGAUCCAACCGCGCGCUCGGCGAGUGGCGGUAGCGGACACUCUACGAAUGCUCAGCGACAGACGCAGUCUGGUCCAGAGGUUUACAUCCUAUCAUCGCCCCAGGGUCCUCGAGCCAUCCUGAUCAACAACGCGACGGACUCGUACUAUACCCCUUCUGCCAGGAGGCCGGCGCACACCACUUCGGCUCUUCAGCAGACGGCGUCGGCCCUGGCUAGAAUGAGAGCUCGCCCUCAGCACAUGGCCUGGCCGUCAGCUUUCGUGACUCCGCCGGCUCACCAAGAAGGGCCGCAGCCGGCCCAACAGGCUGAGGCUCAAGGCCCGGCCCAGCCUCAGCCGGAAGCGCAGCCAUUGCUUCAGCCCCAAGGGCAACCGCCGGUGGCCGCUGUGCCUGUCCAUCCUAACAACCCAGGCAUCGCUCCAUUGAUUGCGCAAGUGUGGCCGCACUUCUGGCUUGUCGUCAGGCUUGCCCUGUUUGUGUGGUGGUUCACCUCGCCCAAUGCCAGCUGGUCGAGAUGGUUCACUGUGGUAGUCAUUGCCGCCAGCAUCUUCAUCCUGAAUACGGGACUGCUCAACAACUAUUUCGACCAGGCUGUGGGACCGGUCAGACGCCAUAUGGAGAAUCUGAUCCCCCUUGCUGCUCCGAAUAACGCCAACGAACCUGUCCAUCCCCCCAACAACCAACCGGUUGUUGGGCCCAACGGUCAACCGGAUCCGACACGCGCUGCAGCCAGACUCGUGGCUCAGCGGAGACGCAAUAAUGCGAACUGGCUGAUGGAUCAGGCACGCCGGCUCGAGAGAGCAGGUCUUCUAUUUCUUGCUAGCAUCGCCCCAGGCGUUGCUGAACGGCACAUCGCUCAUCUUGAGGCUGAGGCACGCGCGGAACGACAGAGACAGGAGGAGGCAGAAGCUGCUGCCACAGCGGCCGCAGAGGCUGCAGAGGCUGCGGCAAACAGAGCGAACACUGAAACUCAAAACAACGACGAUACGACGGAGAAUGCAGGACACAAUGAAGCGGGGAACGGAAACGAGGCUCAGAGCGAGCCUCAUGAAGGAGGCCAGCGACCAGCAGAAGAACAGCAACCCCUGCUGGUGUAG